UUUUAGGUGCGAGGGGAGGGGGGAGGGUGCGACUAGGCAAGACGCUGCGUAUCAAAGAGUAGGAGCAGUCGCAAGGGAUAUUAGCCCAGCGGGGAGAGCAAUGCAACACAGGUUGUCACGGGGAGGGAGGGGGAGAUGCAAUGGGAUGGCGGCAUGCGACCGCAACAGGAGCAUGAAAGGGACAUUAGGGAGAGGAAGGCCAUAUACGUGGUGGGAGAGGGUAUUAGAUAUGAGAAGGACAUAGGGGGGAAGAGCGGAGAGGAGGGACAGUAAUAAGAGGUAGUGGUGGCAGGAGCCCUGGCGGGCCCAGCACCAGAGAUAACAGAAUAGGGAAUAUGGAAAGAGAAAGGUCAAGUGGCAAUAACAUAGGAGAGCAGAGGGGGGAACCCAGGGAAGGAGAAGCGGUUUAUAGGGGGCGGUCAGUAAGGGAGAAUGAAGGGGCGCAGAGGUGGGUAGAUGUAUAUAGCGAGGGACAGCAUAACCAGAGGCCCCAGAAGAGAUAUAGAACGGAGGAGAGGGGGAGGGUUAGGCCUAGGACAAUAAAGGAUGUAGAGGGUAACACUUAUGUGAUGGUGGAGGAAGACCAGGGAGUAGAGGAAAGGGGAGGGGCAGGCAGAAGGGAGGAUAGGAACAGGGAAUGGUGAAGAGGGAGAAAUGAGGGAUCAGAAGAGGAGGCAUACACAUAUACUAACACAAAUUUGAAUGCAUUUCAGAAAGAAUUGGGGAGCGGCACAGCAAGGUGCGCAAUGGGAAAAGAUGGAAGGGAAGGAAACUCCGCAAAAGCAAAUGAGAGAGGAGAGGGGAGCACAAAGGACAAGGGGAAGGAGCAGAACGGUCAACCGAAACAAGGUAAGAAAAUAAUGUAUUGCAUAGAUAAAGGGUCGGACAGUUCAUCUGAAUGGGACUCUGAUGAUGAUAAAGUGCAGGGGGAAGGUAAUAGGAGAAUUUUAAAGUUUGUAAAAAAGAUAUACGCCAAACAGGGAAAAAAGGGGAUGAGUGAAGCCCCGGUAGGUGGGGAUGGUAGCGAGGGAGAAUUUGACGCAGAUGACGAGGUUACAGGGACAAAGCUAAUGCCGUUAACAACUCAUUUAAAAGCAAAAGUUAUAGUGAAAGCGCAGAAGGGAAGGUAUGUAGAUGUGUUUGAGAUUACAAGGGAGGCAGUGGCGUUAAAAUCCAGAAGUGAUGAGGGAAAAGGUAAGAAACUGAAGCAAUCAUUUCCAGAGUGGGUAAAAGGGAUGGUGAUAUACGCUGAAUGUUUUUUAUCGGAAAAUCCGGGAAAGGUAAAAGGGAUGCUGAAGUAUAUACACCUGAUAUCGGAAUGUUAUACAACUUAUGGGGGUUUUGGGUGGAAGGAUUAUGACGGCGAAUUUAGAAGAGGGAACCUGCAGUUAGGGGAAAAAGGAAGGAAAGAAUUCGGUAUAAAAAUAUUGGAUAUGUGGACGCGCUUAAUAAAACCAGCAGAUAGCAUGGUGCAAAGACCGCUAGCAUUAGGAUCUGCGAGGCCGGUGAAAACAGAGGGGAAGGAGUGUUGGGCCUAUAAUGAGAAGCAGUGUGAUAGGGGUAAUGGGUAUAAAUUCAGGCACAUAUGCAGGUAUUGUGGGGGUUUUCAUGCAGGGGCAGAAUGUCGAAAAAAUGGCGGGGGGAAUAACAAGCAGUUUUUUCGUGGCCCAGGGGGAAACGGUAACGGAGGAGCAAUGGGGAAUGGCCAGAACACUACUGAGGGUAGAUAGGCUGACAAAGGAAUUAAGAAAUUAUGAUAAUAAAGACGAUAGGACAUUGCUGGAAAAAGGGUUAACAGAGGGAUUUGUAGUACCGGUAAGAAAUGAAGUGACAGGGGAAAUUAAGGUCAAGAACUUAAAAUCUGCAACAGAGUACCCGGCGGUACUGCAGGAAAAAUUAGACAAGGAAAUAAAAUUGGGGAGGAUGGUGGGGCCAUUUAAGGAAAUACCUAUUCAGGGGUUAGUCAUAUCACCAUUGGGGGUGGUACCUAAGAAAGAAAAAGGUAAAUUUCGUAUGAUACAACACCUGUCAUAUCCAAGGGGGAGGUCUGUAAAUGAUGCGAUAGAUAAGGCAGACGCGUCAGUACAGUAUCAGUCAUUUAAUUUGGCACUAAAAAUGGUGAAUGAGGAGGGGAGGGGCGCUUUAAUGGCAAAAAUUGACAUAGAAUCCGCUUUUAGGCUGUUACCAUUGAAUCCAGCCAGUUUCAGGCUAAUGGGGUGUAGAUUUAACAAGAAAUUUUACGUGGAUAAGUGUUUGCCGAUGGGCUGCUCUGUAUCAUGCUCCAUUUUUGAGAAAUUUAGUACAUUUCUCCAUUGGUUGUUGUCAGCAAGGACAGGUUCAGAUAGAAUCGUGCAUUACUUGGACGAUUUCAUGGUGGUGGGUCCAGCGGGGAGCGGUGCAUGCGCAAGGCUAAAAGGCUCGCUAGUUGAUAUGUUGGCGGAGCUAGGAGUCCCAGUGGCAGUCGAGAAAUCUGAAGGGCCUAGUCAGCGGUUGUCAUUUUUAGGUAUAAUGAUAGACGCAGUGAAAGGACAAUGCGAGCUGCCGGAAGAAAAAAUAGAGAAGGCGCACCAAUUAAUAAGAGAAAUGCUAGGGAGAAAGAAAGUAGCGCUACAAGAUAUGCAGAAGUUGCUAGGCGUCCUUAAUUUCGCAUGUAGAGUAAUACCGGUAGGAAGAAUAUUUAAGAGAAGGCUGCAACUGGGGACAGCGGGAGUAAAGAAACCUGAGCACUUGAUUAGAUUGACAGGCGAGAUGAAAGAGGAUUUGAGAGUAUGGGAUACCUUUUUAGUAGACUUUAAUGGAAUCAGGAUAUGGCCUGAAGUAACAGCAGCAAGUGAGUUAGAGCUUUACACAGAUGCAGCGGGGAGUGCGGGUUUUGGGGCAUACUUGCAAGGGAGAUGGUGCGCGGGCAAAUGGCCUGUGGGCUGGGAAGCCAGCGGAUGGGUAAAAAACAGCGUUACUGGAGUUAUUUCCCAUAGUGGUAGCAUUAGAACUAUGGGGCAGUCUGUUAGCAAAUAAGAGCAUUACAUUUUGGUCUGACAAUCAAGGGGUGGUGGACGCAGUUAAUAACCUUUCAGCAUCUUCAAUGCCAGUUAUAAAAUAUUUGCGUUAUAUGGUUCUGAAAUGCCUGCAACUAAAUAUUUGCUUUAUGGCUAAGCAUAUCCCAGGAUACAAAAACGUGAUAGCGGACGCCCUGUCCAGAUUUAAGUGGGAGAGAUUUAGGGAGGCCGCGCCAGCAGCUAGAAAGGAAGGUGAAAGAUGCCCCAUCUUUCUUUGGCAGAUUGGGAGCGCAUAGAGGGGAUAAAGAAAAUGGUGGAAAAGUCAUUGGCGCCAAGAACAUGGAGGGCAUACGACACCUAUUGGAAGCAGUGGCUGGAGUGUAGAGUGUUACGGGUAUGGGUGGUUGGCCACUCAUACGUGCAUUGGGCCAGGGCAAGGGCAAUGGCGUCAGGGUUAGGAGAGAAUUUAGGCUUUGCGCACAGGUUAGCAAGCAUAAGAUGGAUAGGAAAAAGGGGCAUGCGCUGGGGCGAGUUAGUUGCCACCAUACAGCAGACAAGGAAAAGAUGGGGGCCCCCAGACGCGCUGAUAAUACAUUUGGGAGGUAAUGAUAUAGGCGCACUCCCCUUAAAAGAAUUGGAGGACAGCAUAAAAGGGGUAAUUAGCUGGUUAAAGGUUGCCUGGCCGCAAGUGCAGGUUAUAUGGUCAAAUAUAAUAUCCAGGAUAAGAUGGCGCAACACGAAUACGCAAAGGGCAGGAUAUAGGUCACGGAGGCGAGUUAAUCAGGUAGCAGCGAAGAUAGUCAGGGAGAUAGGUGGAAGGGUGCUGGAGCAUCCCUUGAUCGUGGCAAAACGAGAGGAGCUGUUCCGGGCUGAUGGAGUGCACCUGAACGAGGAGGGGAACGAUCGGUUUUUGGAGGACAUAAGGAUGUUGGUGGCAGAGCUCGCACAGGUUCAUUAAGAAAGAGCCAGUCAUAAUCGGAGAGGUCACAAAAACGAAGAGGAGAACAAACAGACGCAGAUAUGGGCAGGAUGCUGACCAAUUGGUUGGAUCUAUAUAAGACCGCCUGUGUUCCCUUAAGGAAAGAAAUAGCUGCAGCUGAGGCUAAGCGGGUGACGCAAAUCGGUCUAUGCUAGCCAGAGGCAUUAAGAUUCAGCAGCUAUUAGGAGUCGGAAGAGCGUUAAGGUGGAGAGUGGUGAAAACGGGUCUUACACGUGGGUGGGGCAUCGAGGACGUGGGAAGAUCCCGCUGCACAUUCGGCUUGGCGCCGUGAUCCGGUGGUCUAGCUGCUGGGCAGACUGUGCAGCGGGUUCUCUCGGGCAAUUCCUCGUGCCACGGCACGGGGGGAGUUUUGUGGUCAUCACCCCCGGAAACGUAGAUUCAUCUUCAGUGGAAAUGCUUUGGCAUUUAUGUUGGUUGAUGGUAUUGAAAUUGCAAUGAUUGAUUUACGGCUCUCUUAUCUGAUUUUGGCUACAAUGCAAAAUCAGCUAAUAAAGUGACCUUUCCAUUUUUAAUUGGCAAA
Bombina bombina (fire-bellied toad) is the source of this 4516-nucleotide messenger RNA. RefSeq lists its product as uncharacterized. The coding region runs from base 3256 to 3954 and encodes 232 amino acids. NCBI's taxonomy places the organism in Eukaryota, Metazoa, Chordata, Amphibia, Anura, Bombinatoridae. The transcript has 3 exons. The record is from RefSeq and is a predicted model, not a curated record.